AUGAUUGAACAAUAUAUUAUCGAUUCUGAAAUUAUUGAAGAUGAAGUUGAUCGUCCAGUUUCAGUUUACAAUUUAAAUGUUUGUUUAAAAGAAGACAUUGAUUUUAGAAUAUAAGAUUGUUAAUUAAAUGAACCUGAUAUAUAAGAUUUAGAGUAAAAAAUGAAUAAGCUAAUUUAUAAUUCUUGUGGUUUUAAAAAAGGAUUGAUUUAACAUAAGAAACAACUCUAAAACUCAAUAGAGAAUCGAACUAAGAAUCAAUAGCUAUUAUUUAAAAAACCAAUAUAACCGAUCUAAUAAUUAUCUAUAGUUUCUAAUGGAGAUCAAUCAUCAUUGUUUUCAAGGAAGGAAACAGUUCCUAAAAUCAAUUUUGUCGGAGAAAUGAAAGAAAGUUAAAACUAAAAUACAACAAUAGAUUUAAGAAAAAACUUAAAGCUACAUACACAUGGUUCAUUUGAUAUUACUAAAUUAUAAGAUGGUUUAUCGCCAGCUGUAAAUAAUCGAUUUUCUUCUAAAAAGAAAUCAUAAUUCUCAUAAAGAUCACAUGAGACCUAUAAUUCAUAUUUAGAUUUAUCUUACAACAAUACUUAACAAAUUCCAUCAUAAAAUUCAAUACAUUAUCAAGAUACAAGAAAAGAGAGAUCCAAAAUUGCGAAGACAACUAUUAAAUUCGUUUAAAAUAAACAUAAUUAGAAACUUAGAAUUUCAUAAUAAGCAAAUUCAUAAAGAGCAUCUUAAUUAUCUUUAUUAUAAUUAGAAUAUGAAGGAAUAAGAGGAAGAUCAUAAAGUUCAGUUUCAACUCCAAAAAGUAUUUUGAAAAACCCUUCACUUUAAAAUUCUUAAUUGGAAAUAGCAAGCAGAUUAAGUUUCUAAAGUAGGCUAAGUUUUUCAAGUCUUAAUAUAACAAAUUAAUCUCCUUAAAAAUAACAAUAAAAUUCUUAAUCUCCUCCAAAAAAAGUUAAAUUUUGUUUAACCAAAAAAUAAGCUAGAAGAGAAAAUAUUCCAUGUUGA
Molecule: messenger RNA, 1008 nt
Organism: Paramecium sonneborni
Lineage: Eukaryota; Ciliophora; Oligohymenophorea; Peniculida; Parameciidae
Source: the annotation of a GenBank genome assembly